AUGGCCAACACAAUCUGUUCAGCCAAGUCCGGAAACGAAUGGACUUCUAACGAGCUGGAAGCGUACAACAUCAGGACAUCCUCACCGCCGCCACCGCUGAUGACGCAGCCGACGACGCAUCCUAUAACCUCCUCACUCAACUCGAUCUCGCAAUGCCCUCCAAGUCGGAGGGAGUCAGCAGUCGUUGAUUUACUGUGGCACUUUUCCGCGCCCUUGGGUAUCUUCAUCGUCCUCGAGCAAUUCGCACUCGCAAAGAGUUGCAGCUCUUCAUAUGCGGUGAGGCCAAGUACGCCAACCCUGAUGUCUACAAAGAUGAUAAAUGUAAACACGAUCCGCACGCUCGACUCGUUGCAGCGGCCAUAG
Messenger RNA from Marasmius oreades (fairy-ring Marasmius), 363 nucleotides. RefSeq lists its product as uncharacterized. The record is from RefSeq and is a predicted model, not a curated record. NCBI's taxonomy places the organism in Eukaryota, Fungi, Basidiomycota, Agaricomycetes, Agaricales, Marasmiaceae. The coding region runs from base 1 to 363 and encodes 120 amino acids. The transcript has 2 exons.